UCUUGUAAUAUGGACCAAGAAACAUCGGAUUUUCUUAUUCUGCAAGUUAUACUGGAGGUCUAUAAUUAUUGUUAUCACACCAAUACUUCUUCUGCCUAUUGCUCUUAUUGGAGAAAACCAAGCGUACCCCAGUUUCUACGUGUUUCUGGUAACGAGUGUUUACUGGGUGGCAGACGUGUUGCCUCCGGCGGUCAUCUCCCUUGUACCGAUGGCGUGCUAUGGCGUCAUGGGCACCGGGUACAUCCAACAGGUCUACAUGUGCAACGAAGUCCUGGACUGCGUGGGUGUGAUGAUGCUGAUGGCUGCGGUAGAAAACAGCCAAAUACACAAGAGGGCAGCACUGAGGCUACUCAUCACUAUCGGGUGCUCGCAUUACAGGUUAAGUUUGGUGCUUUUCUUCAGUGCCAUGUUCCUUUCAAUGUGGAUUCCUAAUACCGUGGCCUGUGGCCUUCUGAUGCCUCUGGUCAAGGCUCUAUUGCAGGAGCUUGAGAAGAUGGGAAUAGUCGAUAUGUAUCAAACUACUAACAAAACUCAACAGAAACCGCAAAAGCUUGAAUUAAGUCGUCCAAAACCUACUGAUUUCACCGUGUUUUACUUUCUGGGUAUUGCUUAUUCAUGUUCGAUAGGUGGCAUGGGGACGCUACAUGGAAGUCAGGCAAAUCAAAUAUUCAAAGAAUAUAGCGAAUUACUGUUUCCUAAGCUGGGCAAGAUCACAUUUCCCCAGUUCAUGUUGCUGACGCUUCCAGGAGUGCUGGUCACAGAGACGCUGCUCUACAUCUGGAUGAACUCUUUCUUCUUGAAGAUUUUUAGAUCCAGUGACGUAGCGAUCCCUACAGGCCUGACGGAGGAAGAAGCCCGCUACAUCAAGACUCUGCUGCAGAACCAGUACACGCAGAUGGGGAGGAUCAAAUUUCAUGAUAUAGUUGUUGCCACAGCUGUUGUGUUGACGGUGGCUCUACAGAUGUUAACAAGCACCUUACGCCUCGCCAGCGGACCGCGGAGCGGAGAAAUUAAUAUGCACGUCAGAGUAUCUGCCCCUACUAUCUUCUGUAUACUGCUCCUAUUCAUUAUACCAUCAGACUUAGAAUUUUUGAAGUUCUUCAAGAAACGCAAUUACGCAACGCAUCGCCGCCUACCGACUGCGCCAAGUAAGGCGUGCCUCAAUUGGACUGUCGUGAAAGACAACAUGAUGUGGGGUGUGCUGUUUACUGUUGGCGGCAGCUGUGUAUCAUUCGAAGCCCUAAAGCGUUCAGGAAUGACAGCAGAAUUCGGCAGGGCUCUGCAGAUGGUGUGCAACUGGCCGAGUCCUGUGGUGGUGCUCGUGGUCAUCAUAUUCAGCAAGGUCCUCACGGAGUUUGCGAGCAACUCCUGUGUGGUGUAUGCGGUACUGCCUGAGAUAGCGGAGUUGAGCAUCAAGUCCUAUACGCAUCCCCACUACCUGAUGCUGGCUGCGACUCUCGCCAGUUCCAUGGCAGCCCACCUAGCGCCAUCUACACCAUGCCUGACUAUGGUCAGUCAGUACGUCCACAUUUCCACAUGGAGGAUGAUGUCAGCUGGCGUCGGGCCCUCGGUCAUAGCUGUCAUAGUCACCUGGUUCACCGUCACUCUGUGGUCGAAGGUCAUCAUAUCGGACUAGAACAAACUUCUCCCAGGUCCGCAUUUUCCCCAACAUAAAUCUUAAUUCGCGCUUGGCAUCCGGAGUCUCGUUGGGUAGACGACAUCCGGAAAAUUGCGGGUCACAACUGGAUGAGACUAGCUCAGGACCAGGACAAGUGGCGUACUAGAAGAGAUCGAGGUACGCUCAGCAGCUUUCUAUCUGCUGACAUGAUGAUUAAAUCUGAAUUCGUAACUUGGUCCAGCUUUUGUGGUAAAAUACUAGGCGCAGCUUGGACAUCGGCCAAGCCGAAGUGUCAAUAAUCGUUGACGCUACAUGGCACCAAAACGCUACUGACU
Molecule: messenger RNA, 1953 nt
Organism: Leguminivora glycinivorella
Lineage: Eukaryota; Metazoa; Arthropoda; Insecta; Lepidoptera; Tortricidae
Product: protein I'm not dead yet-like
Exons: 15
Coding region: 209-1636 (475 amino acids)
Biological process (GO): citrate transport; monoatomic anion transmembrane transport
Cellular component (GO): membrane
Molecular function (GO): succinate transmembrane transporter activity; citrate transmembrane transporter activity
Source: RefSeq, a predicted model, not a curated record